Fraxinus pennsylvanica is the source of this 642-nucleotide messenger RNA. Lineage: Eukaryota; Viridiplantae; Streptophyta; Magnoliopsida; Lamiales; Oleaceae. The record is from the annotation of a GenBank genome assembly.
AUGGCCAAGCGAGAGAUAUCCAGUACUUUGAAGAAUCUCAAGUUUAUGCAAAGAGCUCUUCAGAAAGAGGAGAAACCUAAGAAGGAAGAAGAGUCAAUCAUACCUGCUGGUGAUUUUCCUUCUUCUACUGCCCCUAAAAGAUGUGUUGUUAUAAUCGAAGGUGAUCCACAUCCCACUGCAACAAGAGGUCGCAUGUCAUUUUUAAGUUUUAAUCCUUCUAUUGAUAAACUCAACGAGGAAGCAGUUGACCCUACUCAACCAGAAGCCUCUGCUAUGAGUUCUGGAAGACAAAGAGAAACAGUAAUGAACAGAGAAAAUGGGACCUUGCAAGAUGGUUCACACAACUUGGAGCCAGAUGGUUUGAGUGGUGAUGCAAGUGGAGAUCUUCAGAGCAAACGAGCCGAUGCCUCUGAAGUGCCAUAUCCAAAUAAAUCUCCGAAAUUUUUUCAAGAUGACCUACAUUCAUCUCCAAGUAGAAGUCGUAGUUUUCAAAAUCAACACAAGCGUGAAAAGAUGGAUUGGAGUGUUCUACGGCCUCCGAAGUAUCAAAAGAAAAGGAAUGUGGAGUUGCUGGUGAUUGCACUCUCAGUUGUCUCUGUACAGUUUAUCUUCUCGUAUUUACGCUUGUCAUUUUGUAUUUAA